Molecule: messenger RNA, 647 nt
Organism: Paramecium primaurelia
Lineage: Eukaryota; Ciliophora; Oligohymenophorea; Peniculida; Parameciidae
Source: the annotation of a GenBank genome assembly
AUGCAGCAUUAACAUGGUCCAAAUUGUGGAUGUGCUGAAUAUAUGUUUAAUGAAGAUGCAGAUGAUUUAUAUGGUCAAAUAGAAAUUGAUAAAGUUGAUUGUUUGAAUGAAACUGCAUAAAACAUCAAAUAGAUCAUUAGACCAGAAAUAGAUAAGACAAAGAAAGUUAAAUAUAGUAUUCCAUAAUUUAGGAUCAUUAUGUAUAAUCUGAUUUAGAUUCAGAAAUUAUUGUUAUAAUUCCUUUUAAUGAGACUGUAAGAAUCAGAUAAAUAAAUAUUGUAAGUUUAAACGAAGGAUCAGCUCCAAAUUUAAUGAAAGCUUAUAUUAAUAUUUCUAAUGUUGAUUUUGGACUUAUAGAGACACCUUGUGUAGAAGUAUUAAUAUAAUUAAAAAUAUAGUAAUUUAUAUUAAGUCCAAACUUAGAUGGUUUAUUUGGUAAUGCUGUAAAAAUAUCAAAAUUUGAAAAUGUUAAUAAUCUUAUUUUAUAUAUAAAAUCAACAAUAAAUGAUCCAAUCAGAAUAUCAUAUAUUGGAUUGAAAGGUAUAAGAACAUUUUAAUCAAAAUAACUUGCAAAUACUAUUUAUGAAUUAAAUCCAUUGGCAAAAUAAGUUGAUCCUGAUAAAGUUGUAUUUGAUAGUGUAUGUUGA